This is a messenger RNA of Coregonus sp. 'balchen', 3607 nucleotides long. The record is from the annotation of a GenBank genome assembly. NCBI's taxonomy places the organism in Eukaryota, Metazoa, Chordata, Actinopteri, Salmoniformes, Salmonidae.
AUGUCUGCGCUAUACAUCGCUUUGCUGCUGCUCUCGGGUAAGUGUUCUGUUCUCGGUCACUUUCAGAACAUUAUUUUUACACAAUUUUAUCAAAACAGCAGCAUUGAUGUCGAAUUUGAUUUCGUGGUUAUUUUCUGAAGAGCGAAAAAGCUGUGCGUAAAUUGGAAUGGAUGCACAUAUGGCCAUGGGGUGAAGGCUAUAUUCAAUCUAAAAAUGUAUAUUCAUCCUUUUCGACACAAAACAGUUUUAUAUAUGUAUAUGUCAUAUAGGUGUAUCCCACAGUGGUGUUCCUGCAUUGUAUAGCAGACUUUGUUGUCUGGUCUAAAUAGGACAGCCUACAGACCGGGGGAAAGUUGGCGUGCGCGUGUUAGAAUCCCUCAGCAAUAUAACAGAAUGGCUCCAAAACAAAGCCGUCAAACUGUACAUCAAUGUAGUUUGUUGUACACUGUAGUCUGUGUGGGUUUGUCUCUCUGUGAGUAUACAAACACUCACAGCUGUUAUAGUUAAUGCAUCAACCGUUUAUUUAACAAUACCUAUUACAAUCUACAUUUAGAGCAUGUCAUCGACGGGAUAACCAGAUCUUAUGAAGGGACGGAGUUAGCGACAACACCGACCGUCACUUCCCCGUUACCAGGGCGAUGGCGGCUGCGGGAAAAGCGGGGCUUGUUGGAGUUGGCGGGCGUCAUUAAAUGCAGCACUGGGAGGUCGGCGGUGGCUUACAUCAUGUAUGGAUGUUACUGCGGGCUGGGAGGCCAGGGCUGGCCCCGAGACAAGGCUGACUGGUGAGUACCUCACACACACACACACAGCUACUGCACACACACACACACACACACACCACCAAGGCUGGACUGGUGAGUACCAUCACACCCACACACACCAAAGCUACUGCGGGACAAGGCUGCGACUGGUGAGUAACCAUCACACACACCCACGCAGCUACUGCGGGCAAAAGGCUGGACUGGUGAGUACCAUCACACACCACACAAACAGUACUGCGGGACCACGGCUGGACUUGGGGGAGUACCAUCACACACACACCACAACGCUAAGCGGGACAAGGCUUGGACUGGUGAGUACCAUCACACACACACACACACAGCUACCUGCGGGGACAAGGAUGGACUGGUGAGUACCAUCACCACACACACAGCUACUACGGGACAUGGCGACUGGUGAGUACAUCACACACACCACAGCUACUGCGGGACAAGGUGGACUGGGAGUACCAUCACACACACACAACAGCUACUGACGGGCCAUGGCUGACGGUGGUCCCAUCACACACAACACACAGCUACUGCGGGCAAGGCCUGGACUGGUGAGACCAUUCACACACACACACAGCUACUACGGGACAUGGCUUGGACUGGUGGGAGUACCAUCACACACCACACACCAGCUACUGCGGGACAAGGCUGCGAUGGUGAGUAGUAACUAUCACCAAACACACACAGUCCUGCGGGAACAAGGACUGGGACUGGGGAGUACCAUCACACACACACACAGCUACUGCGGGACACGGAUGGACUGGUGAGUACCAUAACACAACACAGCUACUGCGGGACAAGGCUGACUGCGUGAGUACCAUCACACACACACCACAGCUACUCGGGACAAGGCUGGACUGGUGAGUACCAGCACACACCACACAGUACUCGGGGACACAAGGAUGACGGUGAGUACAAUCCACACACACACACAGCUACUGCGGGACAAGAUGGAUGGGGUUAACCAUCCACACACACACACAGCUACUGCGACAAGGCUGGACUGGUGAGUACAUCACAACACACAACACAACACAGCUACGAGGGACAUUGGCUGAAUGGUUGAGUACCAUCACACAAACACACACACAGCUACUGCGGGACAAGGCUGGACUGGUGAGUACCAUCACACACACACACACAGCUACUGCGGGACAAGGCAGGACUGGUGAGUACCAUCACACACACACACAGCUACUGCGGGACAAGGCUGACUGGUGGGCCCUAGUCAAAAGUCUACUAGGGCUCAGCACUUAGCCCUGGUGGAAUGACAGCUGGGUAAUUACAGCCCAAACCCUGGCUGGCACCAACUCUGAUUUCUAAAUCCCAUCCACAGACCAUAAACAUCUACAAACAGUCAUUUGGUGCUGUAAUGGGGUGUCUGUCUGCCAGGGCCGGUUCCAUGCAUAAGCAGUCGCUUACUGCUGCCGGCUGCUAGGGGGCCUGACCCAAAAAAUCUAAAUAUAUAUAUUAUAUAUAUAUAUAUAUUAGGAACAGUCAGGUUCUCAACUUACUGUUGAGAGUCAGAAUAGUAGAAUACACAAGGUGUCGAAAUUUGGUGGUGCAUCAGCAGUUUUUCUCUUGUUUUGUCAGUCACUGACAGUCACUCAAUUAGCCAUGUCAGCUAACCAUGUUUAGAUUGGUAAAUUAGUCUAGCCAGUUAUCUAAACUUGUAGUAAUCAUGGCCAAAUACCGAACGGGCAUGCAGGGCACGUGCCCAGGAGGCCUGAUCUCCAGUGGGCCCACAUUGAUUUUGUUAGUCACUCUCACAGAUAUCAUUGAAGGUGCAAUAUGUAGAAAUCGCUCAACCAUUUUCUGGUUGCGAAAAUUGUAAUAGUUUGUGACAAAACAAGCAAGUUUAGAGAAUCAUUGUAUCAUCUAACCUGCUGUGAAAUAUAUUUUCAAUAACCAAACAUAUUGUAUUUUCAGCUGGUUGAAGCUGAAUCUCGUUUAGGGCCCCAAAAAGGCUAGAGCUGGCCCUGCUGUCUCCUAACCCAUGGACAACAGCUAGUUUCUCAGACCCUACAUUUUGAGCUUGGAAUAAUAUGGACUGAAUUCUGGCUUGUUGAUGAGCUACUACAUAGUCAGAGGCUGAAGAGAACACAACCCAAAGCAUUUUCCUCACAUAAUGGAUUGUAUAGCAGACUGGAUUGACAUUACUUCUCCAAUUACUCAAAGUGCUUUAUACAUUGUAAUGGAAUAACUCACAGAAUCAACAUGAUUGUGUUAUUUUCUGUCCACAAGGUGCUGUCACAAGCAUGACUGUUGCUAUGGGAAGGCUGAGGAUCUGGGUUGUCAGACCAAGACAGACAAGUACCAGUGGACCUGUGAGAACAAGAUGGCCGACUGCGGUAUGAACUACCCAUCCCAUAAUGCAACACUGUAUUUCUGUACUCUAAGCACUCUCUGGGUUAGUGGUUCAUCGUUAUGCCUAACCCUAACCUUAAAUGAAGAGCAAAAAGCACAUUUUUGUUUUCAUGAAUUUUUACGAUUUAGCCAAUUUUGACUUUGUGGCUGUGGUAACUAGUGACAACCAUGGAUACAAGCUAUAUUUCUAGGUCUGAAGCCAAGGGGCAAUUUUCCAUCGAUAAUGUGAAAAAGACAGUUCUAUGUAUUAUAUUUGUCCUAUUGCAUUCUAAGAGUUCUGAAUUCCACCCUGGAUGUUUGUCCGGUGGUUUCUAGAGUCUCUCCAGGCCAGGGGUGACAAGAUUCUGGCAGGGUGUGACCGGGAGGCGGCCAGGUCUGAGGAGAGAGACCUUCAUCCACAAAUACUCUGUCUGGCCUGACUUUGUGUGGAUAGGACACCCCACACUGAAUUAUCACUGAUGCGUACAAAG